AAAAUUUUGCGAUGUUUGUGACAUCACCACCGUUUACACCAACUCUCCUCACUGCACAAACCCCAAACACUAGAAUCAUCACCGCAUUAACCUCGAUCAGAUCAUCCUCUACCCCAGCAACGUCAAUGGAGGACCAGCAACACCACCACCCACCACUGAAACGAGUGGUGGUCUGCGGCGGCGGAGUCAUCGGUGUCUGUACCGCCUACUUCCUAUCCAAAAAAGGUGUCGCCGUAACCCUUGUCGAAAAAUCAUCUAUUGCCUGCGCCGCCUCGGGCAAAGCCGGUGGAUUCCUCGCCCUCGAUUGGUGUGACGGUGGUCCACUCUCGAAACUCGCUCGUGCCAGCUUCAAUCUCCACCGUUCGCUUUCCCAAGAACUCAACGGCCCCCAAUCAUACGGCUACCGUCCCCUCACCGCUCUCAGCCUCUCCAUCACCGAGUCGUCUUCUUCAUCAUCCUCCCAAGAGCCCCACAAAAGCCCUGGCAGAAAUCUUCCUUCUUGGGUUGACGGCCCAGCUAAAGGCCCAAGAACUAUUGGGACAGCAGAAACCACAGCCCAAGUUCAACCUCGACUGUUCACUAAAACACUAUUGUCAAAGGCGGUUGAGGACCAUGAGGUUGAGGUGGUGAUUGGGAAAGUAGAGACGGUGGAGGUGGAGAGUGGAAAAGUUAGGGCGGUGGUAUUGGAGGAUGGGAGAGAGAUUGAGGCCAGAGCGGUGGUGUUGGCUCUUGGGCCGUGGACAAGUAAAUUGUCCCUUUUGGAUUCGAUGUUUAGGGUUUAUGGGCUUAAGGCCAAUAGUAUAGUGUUAGAGCCCAAAGAGCCUGAUGCUAUUACGCCUCAUGCUCUUUUUUUGAGUUACUAUUCAGCUCAGGGAGGCAAGCCCAUGGACCCUGAAGUGUAUCCUCGUCCCACAGGGGAAGUGUACUUAUGCGGAGUGUCAGCUGAGGCCGAGGUCCCAGACGAUCCAGAACAGGUGGCCCCUAACCCAGAAUCGAUACAGGUGCUUAAGAGAGUGGCUAAGAACGUAUCAAGCCAUUUGGAAGAAGGGGAAGCAACAUUGAAGGCCGAGCAAGCUUGUUUUUUGCCGUGUACCGACGACAGUGUACCGGUCAUCGGUGAAGUACCGGGAGUGAAAGGGUGUUUUGUGGCAACUGGGCAUAACUGUUGGGGGAUUCUAAAUGGUCCGGCAACCGGAGCUGCUGUGGCUGAGCUUGUGGUGGAUGGUCGUGCUAGUAUUGUUGAUCUUACCCCUUUUAAUCCAGCCAGAUUUGUUGUUGGGAAGAGGUAGAUUGGUAUGGUAUAGACUACUCCUCCGUCAUAGUUGAUUAAAAAGAUUUACAAUUUACGAUGUAUCUGAUGGGUAUCAUAUUCGAUACAAGUAGGUCGAUUUUAACGAAGUAUCCGUGCUUCGUUAGGCGGCCAUGCACUUGUCUUGUGGUUGGUUUUCUGGCUGCAACGGUUGGAUUGUGGUUAACGAUUAAAUUUGAAGAUUCAUUCUAAAUCGAGAGUGGCGGAUGUAUGUAAGAUUUACUGAUCUUCCGUCUGGUUACUUUAUUUUGAUGCAGUUAGAUUACCUAAACACUGAUGAACAAGAGAAUUUCAAAUGCGGAAUUAUAAAAGAUUGGUAGCUUUAGCAAAUGCUGAAAUCUCUGUGGACAAAGUUGUUG
Molecule: messenger RNA, 1668 nt
Organism: Ilex paraguariensis (yerba mate)
Lineage: Eukaryota; Viridiplantae; Streptophyta; Magnoliopsida; Aquifoliales; Aquifoliaceae
Source: the annotation of a GenBank genome assembly